Molecule: messenger RNA, 2260 nt
Organism: Haliotis rufescens (red abalone)
Lineage: Eukaryota; Metazoa; Mollusca; Gastropoda; Lepetellida; Haliotidae
Exons: 3
Coding region: 338-832 (164 amino acids)
Cellular component (GO): membrane
Source: RefSeq, a predicted model, not a curated record
UAGACACGGGUGGAGACUCGAUGGGGAGUUAAAGUUGAAGGACGUUGGGAAGGGGGUAAGGUACGUUCGAUAAGCAAGUGAUUAACUCAGGGGCUCACCACACCGAAGACCUAAGUCAGAUUUCCAGACAGGUACGUGUGAAUCCUCAGGAGCCCCCAACCUUCCGAGAACUGUUUUAUGUGCUUGACCAUAUUUGGAGGUGCAUCUGUUUGUCAGCCAAUCGGAACAUUGUUAUUGAAGGGGGGCCUUGGAAACCUACGGAGUAUACAGUCCACGACAUACGAGGCCAAGCACAUAAGCGAUCUCACCCGGUUUUCAGGGUUCUUCAGCACAUGAGAUGGGGUUCUCUCAAGCAUCUCUCUUGUCCAAGAUCGGGCUUGGACUUUGUGUGGCUGGCCUGAUUUUUGACCUCAUUGGCUUCCCAUCACCGGGUUGGGCGACAUUCACUAUAAAUUCAGUAAAAUUUUCGGUUGGAUUGUUCCAGAUAUGUGCUUAUUCAUCCGGUUCAUUAGAGUGUAUACAAAUACCUGGCGUCAUCCCUGACUGGUACGACGCAGUGAGAGCCCUGUCCAUAGUUGGGUUUCUGCUGGGACUGGCUUGCGUGGUUGUGUUGUGCAUCUACGUGCUGGUGAAGAACGACUUGAAGCCGUUACAGAUCUGUGCACUGGUGCUGGCCUUCCUCUCAGCAACUUUCAUCCUCGCUGGGGCGAUCCUUUAUGCAGACAAGCAGGAACACAGAAACCUAGGCUGGUCGUUUGCUCUCACAGUUGUCGGGGCGGUGUUGCUCCUGAUAGGGGGGAUUGUCCUGACGGUGGACAAAAUAAUUGGAUGACUCAGGGCCGGGAGUGGGUGAAGUGGAUGGCUGUAUUCUCAUUCAAACUAAACGAAGCCAAAAAUAUUUACUCUUUGUAGACAACGAUUGUUCUUUACUCGUAUAACUGUUAAUACGGUUGUCUUAUACACAGGAGCAGUCGGGUAGCCCAGUGGUUAAAGCGGUCAUUUUUUACGAGUCUACACAUGUAGAUAAACAUAUGUCAUGGUUAACUUUUAGUGAGAAAAUAUGCUGAAACGAGAAAAACCUUGUCCAUUUGCGUAGUUUUCCUUUGUUUACAUCACGUGCUGUCAUCGAAGCCAGACGGAGUGUGAGAGUUACGUUCACCUUGAUGAAUAAAUAUAUUUUGUUGUGUACCUCACAGUUGCAAUGUUUUAGUAGCAUAUCUAUAUAAUUAUGCAAAACAAUAUGUAAAGCCCCCGGCUGUUCUGAUUUUAGCGUUUGUUCUAAAACGAGAGAAAAGUCUGGUCAUGUGACAGGCUAUGCAAAUUAGCCCGUGGCAGUGGUGUUAUGCGAAGUUAUGUUACUUCUAAAAAAGACGAUUAAUUAAAAACUAGACGUAAAUUUUAAGACGUUUGCAUAUAUUGUCUUAGACAUUUUUUUUAUAAAUUAAGUUCAGGUGAGUAGUUGUAAUAUUUUCAUUCCAAAGCUGAAAUAUAGAUAUUUUGAAAUUGUGUUAUUCAUGAUGUAGUCAUUUCUUUCUGGACGUAUUUUUCCUUAAUUGAGAGUCAUAUACGCAAGAAUUCUGCAUCAGGGGAAACCCUGGUUAGGGUUUGAAAAAUUCAUUAUAACAAUGGAAAAUUAUUAAAAUCAUUUUUUUUUCCUUUUGACUGCACCCCUCCAUAUGACACAGAUUAUAUGUACUAAGUUUGAGAUGAAUCCACUGAAUAGUUCAAGAGAAAUCGCGCAGACAAAGCUUUCGGACGGACGGACGGACGGACGGACGGACGGAAUAAUAAAAAAAUGGUGAAAUCUACCCAGCUCUCUUUCUUAAGCUUGUUACAUGGGUGAUACCAUUUUACUUAAUCAAGGGUACAGGGUGCUAUUUACUGAUGCAGCCAGCCAUAACGAGUGUUGUUUUAACGGAUCUGCGUUUUGGCAGGUUUACGUUUUGGGAAGAUACCUUAAAGCGUUCGCUCGUCACGCCGAAGACCCGGGUUCGAUCCCCGACAUGGGGACAAUGUUUGAAGCCCAUUUCUAGUGUCACCCGCCGUGAUUUUGCUGGAAUAUUUGCGGCGUUAAACCAUACUCACUCACUGUAAUAUGCAUAUGUAACUACUGCUUAUUUGAGUAAGAAUGGGAGAGCGAGACAGACAGAAAAAUAAGAUAUACAUAUAUGUUUCAUGGCAAUAUUACAAUAGUUAAGUUCAUCAUAAACACAGAAUGUUCGGAGUGUUGCUCAUUGAAAAAUAAAGAAUUUUAAACCUA